Neogale vison (American mink) is the source of this 2295-nucleotide messenger RNA. It is a transcript of the gene TNFAIP8L1, whose product is annotated as TNF alpha induced protein 8 like 1. The transcript has 2 exons. Gene Ontology annotation, biological process: negative regulation of TOR signaling; regulation of apoptotic process. Gene Ontology annotation, cellular component: cytoplasm. Bases 68 to 628 code for a protein of 186 amino acids. NCBI's taxonomy places the organism in Eukaryota, Metazoa, Chordata, Mammalia, Carnivora, Mustelidae. The record is from RefSeq and is a predicted model, not a curated record.
UCAGAGGCGGCUGUACGGAGCCCCAACGGUCGGACCGACGGACAGGCCCCGGAGAGCAGCAGGGCCGAUGGACGCCUUCAGCACCAAGAGCCUGGCCCUGCAGGCCCAGAAGAAGCUCCUGAGCAAGAUGGCGUCCAAGGCCACGGUGGCCGUGUUCAUCGACGACACGAGCAGCGAGGUGCUGGACGAGCUGUACCGCGCCACCAAGGAGUUCACCCGCAGCCGCAAGGAGGCCCAGAAGGUGCUCAAGAACCUGGUCAAGGUGGCGGUGAAGCUGGGCGUGCUGCUGCGCGGCGGCCGGCUGGGCGGCGAGGAGCUGGCGCUGCUGCAGCGCUUCCGCCAGAGGGCGCGCUGCGCGGCCAUGACCGCCGUCAGCUUCCGCCAGGUGGAGUUCACCUUCGACCGGCGCGUGCUGGCCGCCGCCCUGCACGAGUGCCGGGACCUGCUGCACCAGGCCGUGGGCGCGCACCUGACCGCCAAGUCCCACGGCCGCAUCAACCACGUCUUCGGCCACUUGGCCGACUGCGACUUCCUGGCGGCGCUCUACGGCCCCGCCGAGCCCUACCGCUCGCACCUGCGCCGCAUCUGCGAGGGCCUCACCAGGAUGCUGGACGAGGGCAGCAUCUGACCUGUGACCUCGGGGCUGGGUUUCCUGUGGGGGCGGGGGCGGGGCGACGCCAGAACCUCCUUUCUCCCAUCCAGUUCCGGCCAAACCGCCCCUUUGGAGAGGAUGCUAAUCUGUGGGAGGCAGUGGCUUUAAGGACUCUUGUCGCCUCCCCAUCCACCCUGCCUCCGUCUCCAGGGGAGAAAAGCUCAGCCGGCCAGCCUGCGGCCUCCCGAGCACCCCAAGACUGCUGCCUGCCCUAGCCCGCCUGACCUGACCGGCGCCACCCCUCCAGCCACCAGAGGCCCCAGAAGUUGGCACUUGUCACUUAAUGACAUGAAGGGUCGUGGGGAACCAGAAGAAAGGGAGUGUUACAGGGUGAGUUGCAUCUCCCCAGAUGCUUUGAAGUUGUAGCCCCCAGGACCUUUGAAUGGGACCUUCCUGAGGAAUAGGGUCAUUGCAGAUAUCAUUAGUCAAGAUGAGGUCACACUGGUAUAUGGCUGGGCCCCCGGUCCUUGUAGGAAGGGGAACUUUUGAAACUGGGGGGGCUGCCUGGAACGGCCCAGCUGACACCCGGAUCGCAGGCUCUGGCCUCCAGAACAAGAGGGAACACCUUUCCGUUGCUGCCACUGCUGGGCCGGGGGCCCUCGGUUCCAGCGGCCCCAGGAGCACCAGGGGCCCAGGAGACCGUUGAGGUGGGUCUGCUGUCAGCAAGGAUGCCUUGAUGGGGCUGGAAUCGCAGCCCAGACUCCCACGUGGGAGGGGACAGAGCAUGUCCCUGACUCGGGGCUCCAGGGUAAAGCCAUCUGUGACGCAUGCCCAUUUGAAGACGAUUAUCUCACGUUUGGCAGACCAACGGCAGCUGUGACCAGACCUCAUAGGCAACGCUCAACAGAUUUUGGCUUUGGCGACACCGAGAGGAUGCAGUGAUGCUCCACUCAGGGUGCAGAUGGACGGGGGAUGGGGGGCGUGGGAGUGUAGCGGCGUCCUAGCGGGCAGCAGGUGUGCCCUGGCAGGCCUGGGGAGGGGGGACGAGGUCUUCGGGGCAAAGUUUUCAAACGGGAGGCCUGCACACCUGAGAAGACCGGUGUGGUGGGCCCCAUCCGUUGUUCGAGACGCCAGGCAUUCAGGGAAGUGCACGUAACCAUCUAGUCGUGCGAUUCUUCCCCGACACUUGCCUGAGCCCGCACUGGCCGUGGGUGCGCUGUGUCAACCUCGCCCCUCCGCCCGCCAGUCCCCACCACGCCCUUUCACCUCCCCCUGGCCCCUGCCCGGGCUAACAGAGCACCGUUGCUCCAGGUGCGCCACAGCCUUUCUCUGGUUGGGUGUCCGCUUCCCUGAGAAAGCCAAGGUUCUCCCGAGGGGCCCCAGCUGUUCCCACCCCUGCCCCACCCCACUAAGGCAAACCGGUACUCCCGUCUUCCGUUCGAGACCAAACGUGUGUCCUGAGCACCCAAGAAGCCCCAGCAGAAGGCAAGCCUUUGUCCGGGGCUUUGCACCCUGAAUGCAUCCACGUGCACACCGCUUUGUGACGUGCUCCGCGGGGCUGUCCUGCCUGUCCUGACUCUUCGUAAAAUUUUGAGAUUUAAUUUAGAAAAACCAAAGAGCACUACAGAACUGUUUCAAUAAAAGCACACAUCUGUUUGCAUUAUGUGGGACUAGCGAGUAAAUUGCUGUUGCUAACAGCUUUC